Molecule: messenger RNA, 1539 nt
Organism: Paramecium pentaurelia
Lineage: Eukaryota; Ciliophora; Oligohymenophorea; Peniculida; Parameciidae
Source: the annotation of a GenBank genome assembly
AAUGUAAGAAUAACAUUCACUAUUCUUUUGCCCUGAAAAUGAAGAGAGUGAAAUUAUAAAAGCAAAGACAUAUGAUGUUUAAACAUAAAGAAUAGCUGCUAGCUUUUAUUCACAAUUUUCAGAUGGCACUGACUCUUUAAUGGAUUUACGACGGCAACAUUAAUGCAAUUCUGCUUGCUCUUCAUCUAGUUUACAAUCCUCUAGAACUCUACCAGAUGAAUGUAUGCAACAUAAUUAUUCAAAAUGUUUAGGUACAAAAAGACACUUAAAUUUUAGAUUUAGACAUCUUAUCCGAAGCUGCUAAGUAAUCAUUUAAUUUUGUCUUCAAAACAUAAGAAGAUUGGUUAGAACAUUUCAAAUAAAAAUGUCUUAUAUUAGAUACAUUUUUCAAAGAUUGUGCUUUUAAUUCAUUGAUAGAAAAAGAAAUUUAAAAUGAAGAUUACAAAAUUAAAUAAGGCAUAGUAUUAACUGUAGAUUACUUUACAAACUUAUUCACCCUUUCUUUAUAUCUUAUAUGGAAAUGGAUUUAAAAUGAAAAUUAAAUGGAUAUGACUAACUAUGUUUCAUGUUAGAAUUCAAUCCCAAUAUUUUUCAAUCUAAUCUUUUAAUAUCGCUUUAAUGAAUUAAAAAAUGAUAAAAUCUUUAUAGCAUUUAUAGAAUAAACCAUUUAAACUAUUUCAAAAUUGAAAUUUGAAGAUGAAUAACAAUCUAAACCAUAUUUAGGUGUUGGAAUGAGUUAAAAUUCUAAGCCUCUACCUGUACUUAAAGAAAAUGAGAUAUUUCCUUGGUAUCCAGAAGAAGUAGCCAAAAUAUUAAGCAUCAUCAAUUAAACCUUUUAUGCUGAUCUACAAAUUAAAAAUGUAGUUGUUAAAGGAGGUCUUAAAUAUGUAAAAUUAUAUUUUAGCAUAGUAUUUCAAAAGAAUUAAUACUUUCUCAUAAUAUAUCAUAUAUUCAGUAGUAAAAAGUCCUUGUAAAUAUAAAAGAUAAGAAGCUUUAUCAUAUUGGAUUGAUUUAGCAGAAAAAUUAUAAAUUCAAAAUGAUCUGGAGGGAUUAUUUAUAGUUUUCAAAUAUGGCAUAUAAUUAUUAUUGAAAGAUUAUAUUUCAACAAUGCCAAUAUUAUUCAAGCAUUAAAAUCGUAUUUCAAAAAUUAAUGCUUAUUAUGAACAACAAAUAAAAGAUAAUCUAAAAAAUAUUAAACCUAAUGUAAAAGGUUAUAAUAUUCCUUCCUUUCAAAAAUAUUAAACUCAUAUAAAGAGAUUGGAAUUGUAAGCAAAACAAAAUAGAUAGGCUUUUGAAUAAAUUGCCAGCCUUUUAGCAGAAUUGGUAGAGAUUUCAAAAUAAUAAUAAUAAAAAUAAUCUAUUAUGAAUCAUUAAGUAUAUAUAGAAAAUAUUAUUCAGUUAUCAUUUUAAGAGUAACAAAUAGCCAGAUUUUUAACUUAAGGUAUAGAAAAUGAAUUAGAGAACAACCUUAAAAUUCCUCUAGAAAAAGAAACUUUGGUAUAUAUUGAAUUAAUCAAAUUGUCAAAAAUAAUGAAUUGA